UAAAUUUCUCGAGAUUCUUGAAUUUGCCCCGCUAAGGAUAAACCAGCUCCAGCCAACACUGACCACACGGCCUUCUGGCACCCGACGAACCUUAACCACCCGUCUUCGAUGUCGGCAAGCAACUGCAAAUUCCAUACAAAUCGGAAUUAAAUACCUUCGCACUGGCAACGACACCCACGAGGCCUCUCCCUCACCAUGGAUCUGGACACGCCCAUGGGCAUGGCUCCCAUGGCCCCCAUGGCGGGCACCGCGCGGACUGGCGCAACGAUCCUCUGCUGCAACUGCGGCGUUCCCAUUGACGGCACUGCAUCUGCCGGUGCCCUCUGCUACGACUGUAUCAAAUCCACCGUCGACAUUUCACAAGGCAUACCACGCGAGGGCACCCUGCAUUUCUGCCGAGACUGCGACCGAUGGCUCAUGCCGCCCGCAAGCUGGGUGGCUGCCGCGCCCGAGUCCCGAGAGCUACUGUCGCUCUGCCUCAAACGGCUACGAAACCUUGGCAAAGUCCGCAUUAUCGACGCCCGGUUUGUGUGGACUGAGCCUCACUCGCGCCGUAUCAAAGUGAAGAUCACGAUCCAGGACUCGGUCGCCGACGGCGUCCUGAUGCAGCAGAGCUUCGAGGUGGUUUACGUCGUCGCCUACCAACAGUGCCGCGAGUGUGCCAAGUCGUACACCGCGAACGUCUGGCGCGCCAACGUGCAGGUGCGGCAGAAGGUCACCCACAAGAGGACAUUCCUCCUCCUCGAACAGUUGAUUCUCAAGCACCAGGCGCACCGCGACACAAUAAACAUCAAGGAGGAAAAGGACGGCAUCGACUUCUUCUUUGCCCACCGGAACCAGGCGGAAGCCUUCAUUCACUUCCUCAAAUCCGUGGUCCCGGUAAAUGUCAAGGAUUCUAGGCAUCUCAUCUCAGCAGACACCCACACAGGCAACAAACAGUACAAGUUCAACUACUCGGCCGAGAUCGUUCCGAUUUGCAGAGAUGACCUGGUGGCGCUGCCACUGAAGCUGGCCAAGUCAAUCGGAAACAUUUCCCCGCUCGUGCUCUGCUACAAGAUAGGCACGUCAGUCAACCUCCUCGACCCGAACACGCUGCAGACGGCCGAGCUCAGUUCCGACGUCUAUUGGCGGGCCCCCUUCCAGCCGCUGGCGGGUGCCACGGAAAUGGUCGAGUUCAUCGUCAUGGACAUCGAGCCGACCGGCCAGCGCAGGGGGAAGUGGGUGCUCGGCGAGGCGACAGUAGCGAGGGCAUCCGACCUCGGCGUCAACGACAACACGUACUUCGCCAGGACACAUCUCGGCCACCUCCUGCGCGCGGGCGACUCGGUCAUGGGCUACAUGCUGACGGGGACGAACUUCAACUCGGACGCGCUGGACGCCAUCGAGAACUCGCGGGCGUACGGGUCCACCAUCCCGGACGUGGUCCUGGUCAAGAAGCACUACCCGAACCGGCGCAAGAACAGGAGGCGCAACUGGAAGCUCAAGCGCAUGGCCAAGGACGAGGGCGAGCUGGCGCCCAAGCCGGCCGACCAGGCGCGCAUGGAGGCCGAGUACGAGAUGUUCCUGCGGGAUGUCGAGGAGGACGAGGAGUUGCGGGCCGCUCUGGCGCUGUACAAGAACACCAAGAAGAAGAAGCCGCAGGACGCCGACGCCAUGAGCAUUGCCGAGACGGAGAUGACGGAAGAUGAUGGGCCCAAGAUCAACAUGGACGAGCUGCUGGAUGACUUUGAUGAGCUGGACAUUCAAGACGACGAGCACGCAUGAGGGUGUCGAGGGUCUGUGUGUAGUCUUGGCCGAGAGGUUUGGUUAUGAAAGGGACUCCAAUUAUUAUGACUGGCAUGUCUAUCAACCCCGAUCUCUGACUGUUCCAGAAAAAGGAAUGUUAUGAACAUGACAUGAUACCCGUCGCGAAACUGGCUCCACCCCUUGCGUUCAUCGUGACAAUCCCCAAGACACAGGCAACCCUCGCUGAACCAUUGGCCAUUGCCCAGCUCACGUACAUACAUCAGCACAGCCUGCCCGAGUCCAAAUCCAGCAAUGCAAAACCCUGACCCAAGCACU
This is a messenger RNA of Thermothielavioides terrestris NRRL 8126, 2061 nucleotides long. Its product is annotated as 60S ribosomal export protein NMD3. The coding region runs from base 196 to 1764 and encodes 522 amino acids. Lineage: Eukaryota; Fungi; Ascomycota; Sordariomycetes; Sordariales; Chaetomiaceae. The transcript has 3 exons. Gene Ontology annotation, biological process: ribosomal large subunit export from nucleus. Gene Ontology annotation, molecular function: ribosomal large subunit binding. The record is from RefSeq and is a predicted model, not a curated record. Gene Ontology annotation, cellular component: cytoplasm; nucleus.